UAUCAUGCAUUCCGUGUUUGGUCGGAGCUUCGUAAUUUGCUGGAGCUUCACUCUUGUUCAAGUGUCUUCGACGAUACGUGAAAUUGCUAAAAUUGCAUUCAAUUUCAUCGUAUCACUCUAUUGUUGUCGAUAUAAAAUAAAACUGAAAACGGGGAAUAACACAAUUCGUGCUGAAGAACUUGCUCGCACACAGCCAGCUGAAAAUCGUUAAUGAAGUGACUAAUAAUGUUGUUGUAUUUGUAGUUUCUUCAAGGUGCCUGUCAAUACGAAAUCGUAAACUUAACCCACAUUCCCAACCUUUUCAAAAUACAAAAUUGAGUCACGGUGAGCGAUGGAUGGCUGUACAAUUUCGAAAUAUGCAGUUGUAAAUCGAUCAAGCAAACUACGAUUACAUUACAGUUCUGAUGUGCCGCCUGAGAAGGGCGUUGGCGCCAACGGAUGCAGUGAUGAAUUCACUGUCCCUGCCGGAACGCUAAUCAAAAUUUAUCAGUGGAAAGGACCGGUGUCAGUGGGUUCCAAAAUUUAUAGUACUGUCCAAGUACUUGAUUUGAUAUCCCAAUUGCCGAUAUAUGAAAAUCUCUAUGAAUGUCCACAGGCCAAUCUAACAAAAGUGCCAGAAAAUCUGUGGCCCUUUGUCAUAAGUAUAGUUGAUCCAGAUGAACGUUUACGAAUGAUUAAAAACACAGAACACUGUAAAUGGAUUAGCUAUCUAAAGGUUAACGAUUUUGUCAGUGUCAAGGGCGAAGUGUUCUCAAAUAGCGCUCAACGAUUUGACUGUAUUGUUCGUUAUAUUGGACCCGUACGAGAAUUACAGCCUGUGGGAUAUUUCUUUGCACUGGAAUUACUGCACUUAGACAGUGGUCCCUCCCCUCAAGCCGACAAAAUACCGUUUUGUGGAGUUUACAUGCAAUGUGAGUCACAACUAGCAAUUUUUGCUACUGCUAAUUGGGUUACACCGAUACCGAAAGACAUACAAAAAAAAUUUUCAACACGAGAAUUUUUGAGCGAAACCUUUGAGAAAUUUAAAUCUGCGAUCGGCCCAAGCAGUGCUUUGACGGGUGGCGGGCUCAGUCGUAGCAUAUCGCCCAAACCCGAUAAAAAACCAAAGAACAAACAAAAGGAAGCGUCAGCCACAUUCUACGACACUUUGUGUGAUACGCCUAGUUCCAAACCGAAAGAGAUGGAUUCCAAGAAUGACAAUUCCAGUGUGAUGACAGCCGAUAACGAAGAGUUCAAGCAAACCGUGGAAAACUACGAGCGGAGUUUGGAGCGGCGCACCACCAAUACUGUACAGACCCAAACACAGCCACAGUCAGGCAUACUCAAGAAUAAACGUACAGAUCAAACCAAGCCGUCAUCAGUAUUGAAUAUGGGCGACCGGGACAUUGUCGUCAUUGAUAACACCGACAUAGACGAGUCAACGCGAAAUGAAGGUGAAGUAAUUGUCCUGGACAAAACACGUCAAGACGUUGAUCUCGUUGAGUUGUUAGGUAGCGAUUGGCCAAAGACAGCAGGCGACGCCGCUGCAAUACUUAACAAACAAAAAUUGCAAAAUUCUACCCUCACACGACAAUCAUCAGUAGUUGGAGGCGGUGGAGCAUGUAGUAACGGCAGUAGUAAUACUGGCAACCAAAAACACAAUCGCAAUAAGUCAUCAAAUCCAUUAUCGCACAUAGUUGGUGGCAAUACGAAAAAAAUGAAUGACUUUUCGGUCUCAUCGAACAAAAAUGUCGAUAGGAAACCUCAAAAAUCACACAAGAAAAAAGAACGUGGUCGUAGCUGUGCCUCACCACAGAUCCCCUAUGAGAAUAAUAUUACAAUUGCUAAUCAACCAAUAUAUGCUAAUACUCCCACUGAUGAUAUGAUCGCAACAGAUGUAUACGAAUCGCCAGUCCUAUUGCCAACAGUAUUGGAUGGAAACUUUUCGGAAAGUUCGCCGUUGCCAGAAAUUCCCGGCACAGGUCUGGGGGUUGGAUCGAUGGUUGAAGUUAACAUGCCCGAUGAGAGUGGCCACUUGUAUGGAGUUAUACGCUGGAUUGGAGUUCCACCGGGUGUUAAAUCGAUUAUGGUUGGCAUCGAGUUGGAAGAUGACUACAUUGAUAAACAGCUUUUAACAACUGACGGCGGUUUCAAUGGCAUAUCGCUCUUUAAAUGUCCAGCCGGACGUGGUUUGUUUGUGGAGUCGCAUCAGUGUUCCAGCGAUAGACGUUUCACGGCUGAAGAAGGAGCUGAUGGUAACGAUGUUAGCGUUAUCAAUAACAAUAACAAUUACAAGACAAAACAACAGAAUGUCAUACCAGAUGAACCACAAACAUUCGGACAUAUGGAUUGUCCAAUUGUGCCCGGAGCUAUUGCACCAAUAAAAUGUUUCGGCUUAAACGAUUUGGAAGAAUUGUGUGGUAAGUUUAAGGGCAUCCAAGGGCAUCAUAACUCGUGUUAUUUGGACGUCACGUUAUUUUCCAUGUUCGCAUUCACGCCUGUGUUUGAUGCUGUCCUUUACAGAUCGCCAGACAAAGAGGAUAUAAGCCAUUACACGGAAGUACAAACCGUUUUGAGGGAGGAAAUUGUUAAUCCUUUGCGCAAGCACAUGUUCGUUCGUGCUGAUCGGGUAAUGAAGUUGCGUCAACUACUGGACAAACUUAGUUCGGUGAGCGGAUUGACUAGUGAAGAAAAGGAUCCGGAAGAAUUUUUAAACUGUUUAUUGGCUCAAAUAUUGAGGGCGGAACCGUUCCUUAAGUUGAAUUCUGGUCAGGAUGCGUACUACUAUCAGCUGUUUGUGGAGAAGGACGACCGUUUGUCAUUUCCCAGUGUACAGCAGCUAUUUGAACAGAGCUUCUUCACUUCAGACAUUAAACUGAAAGAAGUGCCUUCCUGUCUUAUUAUCCAAAUGCCCAGAUUUGGCAAGAACUAUAAAAUGUAUCCACGCAUUUUGCCAUCACAAGUAUUAGAUGUGACGGACAUUAUCGAAGAUUCUCCACGACAAUGUUCUGUUUGCGGAAAGUUAGCCGAAUUUGAAUGCCGUGAUUGUUUUGGUGUCCUACAGAGCGGUGUUGGCUUAGAAAGCACGUCCUUCUGCCCAAAGUGCCUUGAAACUGUUCAUAUGCAUGUUAAAAGGAGAAAACACAAACAUCGUAAAUUAUCAGUGCCUCAAGAUUUCCGAGUAAUGGCCGAUCACAUCAUGACCGUGCCACGACUCUACAUGGAAUUAUUUGCAGUUGUUUGUAUUGAAACAUCCCAUUAUGUAGCAUUUGUAAAGGCUGGUUCGGGUCCCGAUGCUCCGUGGUGCUUUUUCGAUUCUAUGGCUGACAGAAAGGGCGAACAAAAUGGAUACAAUAUACCCGAGAUGAUAACAGUGCCUGAUUUGCCCCAAUGGCUUUCCGAAGAGGGAUCUCGAAUCGUAAAUGAGACAUCUUCCAAUGACAAAAUGCUACCCGAACAUGCCAAACGAUUGUUCUGCGAUGCCUAUAUGUGCAUGUACCAGAGCACUGAUGUUAUGAUGUAUCGUUAAUCCGUUUCUUGUUUCGUAUUUAUAAUUUCCGUUUGUUGACAACUGUAUUUUUUGUCUCUAAUUUUGCAAUUGAACUGUUGUUUAAAAUGAAAACAUAAAAUGUAUUUGUUUCAAACAAACACAGCUUCUGUAUAAAAUCUAAUGAAAUGCAAUUAAAAAAAAUUAAAUUAAAAAAUUUAAUUAUUCGCGAA
This is a messenger RNA of Musca domestica (house fly), 3699 nucleotides long. RefSeq names its product ubiquitin carboxyl-terminal hydrolase CYLD (gene CYLD). Bases 332 to 3508 code for a protein of 1058 amino acids. The transcript is spliced from 11 exons. Gene Ontology annotation, molecular function: cysteine-type deubiquitinase activity; K63-linked deubiquitinase activity. Lineage: Eukaryota; Metazoa; Arthropoda; Insecta; Diptera; Muscidae. Gene Ontology annotation, biological process: protein K63-linked deubiquitination. The record is from RefSeq and is a predicted model, not a curated record. Gene Ontology annotation, cellular component: cytosol.